Messenger RNA from Cadophora gregata, 567 nucleotides. RefSeq lists its product as uncharacterized. The record is from RefSeq and is a predicted model, not a curated record. The transcript has 2 exons. Lineage: Eukaryota; Fungi; Ascomycota; Leotiomycetes; Helotiales; Ploettnerulaceae. Bases 1 to 567 code for a protein of 188 amino acids.
AUGGAGGACGACGAAGACGCGGCUGAGGUCGAGCCUUAUACAACUAUCACUCCGAUACUCCUCUCCAAAGCAAAGCAAGAUGCAUACAAACACAGCGACGACGAAAUCGCGCGUGCGAGAGCUCUGUGCGAAGACAUGCUCUUCGAGGACGAGCAUGCUGGGUUGCAGCUCCAGGUCAUGAAGUGGCAGGUUCAGCGCUGGCUGUGGAAUACUUUGUUUCCGCACGAGGAAGACAGAUUUCCUGGUACGAAGCCAAGAAAUCUGCCUGUCGUGAAGAAAGAGAACGCGCCGAAAGGACUGGGUGUCAAGAUCAGAAAGACUCCGCGUAGUAAGGAAGAGAAAGACAACGAAGGUGAUGAGAAGCCGAUCGUUGCCGCAACGAAUGUGCUGUCCAUUUCUGCUGAGAGUCCCCAUUUAUGCGUAACAUGUGGAUCUUACAGCCACGAGGAGCAUGCUUGUACUUCUAAAGUUCUGCAUGAGCGAGUGCUGGAGUGUUUGGUUGUCGGACAUGGCAUGUACAUCUUUGGGAAGACUGCUGGAUGCCCAAAGUGUUUGGAAAGCGUGUAA